CACCUGGAGGGGGAAGACUUGUACAGACACCAUCGCCACCAGUGAUAGCUCACUGCAGGUCAUCUACAACCAGCGGCCCACCAUGAGCACUACGUUAGCCCUCACGCUGAUGGGCCACGUGGACCAUGGCAAGUCAUCCUACGCCGACUCCCUCCUCGCCUCCAAUGGCCUCAUCUCCCAGCGACAGGCGGGCAAGAUCCGGUACCUCGACUCUAGGGAGGAUGAGCAGGAGCGCGGCAUCACGAUCGAGUCCAGUGGAAUCCGUCUAGGCUUCAAGAUGCGGAGAAAGGGAGAAGAUGGUCAGCCUGGGCCAGUCCAAGACUGGACGCUCAACCUCAUCGAUACACCUGGGCACAUUGACUUCAGCUCAGAGGUCUCUACUUCCUCCAGGCUCGUAGAUGGCUGCCUCAUACUCGUUGAUGCCCUGGAGGGUGUAUGUACGCAGACCAUUAAUGUGCUCCGGCAAGCUUGGAUCGACCGAUUGAAGCCCAUCCUCGUGCUCAACAAGGUGGACAGGCUGGCGGUAGAAGUGAGAAUGACUGCUCACGAAGCAGAGGCGCAGCUGCAAAGAGUCAUCGAGCAGGCCAAUGCCACCCUCGCAGGCUUCUGGGCAGAAGAGAGGAUGCAAGAAGAAGAAAAGGAGAGGGAGGCAGCUGAAGCAAAGGGCGAGGAGUUCACCGCAAAGGUGGAAGUAGACGGAGAAGAGGCAGAUGCUGAGCUCUACUUCGACCCUGCCAGAGGCAACGUCAUCUUUGCAUCUUCCAUGUAUGGCUUUGCCUUCAGGCUACAUUCCUUUUCCCAUCUUUAUUCGACCAAGCUGGGUCUGCCGGAGGAGAAGUUCAGGACCUUCCUGUGGGGAGACUGGUACUUUGAUGCAAAGGGCAAGAGGAUGCUCAACCGCAAACAGGCAUCAAAGCUGUGGGGCGAAGGCAGGCUUGGGCCUACCGCAUGCCAACAGUUCGUCAUAGACAAUCUAUGGAGAGUCUUCGAGAAGACAGUCAUUGAGCGCGACCAAGCAGCAAUCGAAAAGAUCGUAUCGACGCUGUCUCUGCCGAUCAAUGCUCGGGACCUCAAGACCCCUGAUUCGCACGCCCUCCUCUCUUCCAUCCUCUCCGCAUGGCUACCAUUGGCCCCUUGUACCUUCUCUACCAUCGUGGACCAAAUACCACCGCCUCCGGUAGCACAGGGCCGCAGAGUCCCUCGUAUCCUAGACCCCACAGGGUCGAUAUGGAAGACAGACCUGAGUCGCUUCUAUGCCGACAAGAUAGGGCUUGAGAGACCUCAGGGCAGGAAUGCCGUCGAGAAGGAUCUUUUCAGUGCUAACAGGAACGAAGAGGCUUGGAGAGUCGGCGUCAUCUCCAAGAUGUUCGCAGUAGCAAAGGAUGACUUGCCUACUGACGCGGGCAAGGCGAAUGGCAAUGCUAAAGAAGAGGGCGAACAACAACGGGGAGACGUUCGCAAUCUGUCCGUCGAGGAGAGGCGGAGGAGAGCUAGGGAGGCUCGAGAGAAGCAGCAAGCUGCCAGGAACGGUGGAGAGACGCUUCAGCAAGACAAAGAAGCCGUGGAACAAGCCUCGACCGGGGGCGCGAAGAAGGAUGCAGCGGUAGACUCGGUGACGAUGCCAGUCGAGCUUUCGAAGCCUCUGUCAGUGGGCGGGGUUAACGAAGUACCUGCCACCGAUUUAGGGACGGCCCCCGCUGUUCCCAUCGAGGCAACCUACGAGAGGCCGCCCACAAUGGCGGCGCCCGAGCCAGUACAAGCUUCCAAGGUGGAGACUUCUGCUGAAGAUGAAGAAAGCAGCGAGGUACUCUUGGCUUUCGUGCGAGUGUACUCCGGCUCCCUCUCAGGAUCGACAUCAGCUGCAAGCUCGCCAUACUUCUUACUUUUGCCCAAGUACAAUCCAUCUCUGGGGCCCACACACGCUUCCAACACCAAGCACAUCAAGCGCAUCCAUAUCCAAAGCCUGUACGUCAUCAUGGGCAAGGAGCUUGUCAAAGUCGACAAGGUUCAGGCUGGAGAAAUUUGCGCUGUACGAGGCUUGGAGGGCGUGGUCGGCAGAAUGGGGACGAUCGUCGCACUCCCCGAGAGCACGAUCAUCCCCAACGACGAGUCAAAGCUCAUCUCUGAUUCUGCUCCGGGCCUUGUCAAUUUGACUGGAGGAGCUGGUCUGGCAGCACCCAUCGUGCGAGUCGCAUUGGAGCCUGACAACCCAGCUGAUAUGUCCAAGCUGAUCGAAGGCUUGCGUCUGCUGAACCAAUCGGAUCCAUGUGUUCAGACACUCGUGCAGGAGACUGGAGAGCACGUCAUUGUCACAGCUGGAGAGCUGCACCUAGAACGCUGCCUGAAGGAUCUUCGAGAGCGCUUUGCCAAGGUACCCAUCUCGGCUAGCAAACCUCUCGUGCCCUUCAGGGAGACGGCGAUCCGAGUCGGUGAAAUGGCGCAGCCUCGCUUUGGCGAAGAAGGCGAGGCCAGGGGUACGGUCAACGUCAGCGUCGCAAACGGCAUCGUUAAGCUGAAGUUGAGAGCCAAGCCUCUGCCUCUAGCAGUCACUGAGCUCCUCGAAGCCAACACUAGCACGAUUCGGAGCAUGUUGGAGAAGAGGGGAGUUGCAAGAGGAGGUGAGGAAGACACUUCGAGCGAUGUCGCGAGCGCCAGUGGCUCCUCCGGCACGGCGAGCAAGACAGUGCCUGCUUCGCAACUCUUUACGACUCUGGCGAGUCUGCUGCACAAGGCUGGCUCUUCAGCGCGAGUCUGGGAACAAGAGUGGAAGGAUGAGUCUCUAGUGGACAGGAUCUGGAGCUUCGGACCUCGGAGAGUGGGACCCAAUCUCCUCUUCGGACCUCAAGAGGGCCUCGCUGCUGGCAGGGGUCUCAAGGCUCGCCUUGCUGCAAAGGUCGGCGCUGGGAGCGGGCUGCCAACUCCAGCGGUAGUACCCAGUACGUCAGAUGAAGAUACCGCUAGCCUCACAUCAGCGCUAGCCAAAGCUUCAUUAGAGCAGAAUGGCGACGAAGCAGGCGAAGCGACCGCAUCCGCUACGAAAAGCCUCUCCUGGUCAGCAAACGACCUGCUCGAAUCGCUCGACACUGGUUUCCAGAUCGCAACUCUGCAAGGCCCUCUGUGCGCCGAACCAGUCCGCGGACUAGCCUACUUCAUCGAGUCUCUGACCGUCGACUCUGCCGCCGCGGUCAAGGCCAAUCUGCGUCUGUCUCAGGUGACGGGCUCUCUCAUCUCCUCUAUACGGGAAGCAUGCAGAAAUGGGCUGCUGGACUGGUCGCCGAGACUGAUGAUGGCCAUGUACGAGUGCGAUAUCCAGGCUGCCCCUGAUGUGCUCGGCAAAGUUCACGCGGUACUCAACAAGAGGAGAGGAAAGGUCACGAGUGAGGAGAUGAGGGAUGGAACGACGUACUUCACUAUUGGGGCUAGUCUGCCAGUGGUGGAGAGCUUUGGUUUUGCCGACGAGGUGAGGAAGAGGACUAGUGGAGCUGCUAGUCCUCAAUUAAUCUUCAGAGGCUUCGAGCUCUUCGACCUGGACCCCUUCUGGGUACCUCGCACGGAAGAGGAGCUGGAGGACCUAGGUGAAAAGGGGGAGCGUGAAAAUGUGGCCAAGAAGUACAUGGAUGGAGUGCGACGACGCAAAGGCAUGCAUGUGGACCAGAGGAUGGUCGAGGCGGCGGAGAAGCAGAGGAACUUGAAGAGCAAUUGAGCAGAUAGGGGAGACGCUAUUGCUCAUCCGUGUUGCUGCGUUGCUGCUGAUACCUAAUGCAUUUGUAGCACCAAUGU
Messenger RNA from Microstroma glucosiphilum, 3780 nucleotides. RefSeq lists its product as hypothetical. The coding region runs from base 83 to 3703 and encodes 1206 amino acids. The record is from RefSeq and is a predicted model, not a curated record. Gene Ontology annotation, molecular function: GTPase activity; GTP binding; ribosome binding. Gene Ontology annotation, cellular component: ribonucleoprotein complex; cytosol. The transcript has 2 exons. Lineage: Eukaryota; Fungi; Basidiomycota; Exobasidiomycetes; Microstromatales; Microstromataceae. Gene Ontology annotation, biological process: cytosolic ribosome assembly.